AUGUACUGUAAGUGUUACAUUAAGACAGGCAAGAGGAUCCCCGUGUACAGAGACCCUGCUGAGGGGUACGGAUUUGCAUCACCAUUCGAAUUCGACUCUUUGCUCAGUUUAGUUUUGUACUAUGCCACCAACACGAUGGAGAAACACAACCCUGAACUAGAGACAAUGCUUAGAUACCCUGCAUUCCAUGUGGACAGGGGCCGAGUGUACUUAUCUCUGGGAUUAACCAACUUCACCACUAACAACACUGAGAUCCUCAUCACUAACAUUGGAGAUAAUGUUCGGGGUAGUCUUCCCUCUCUCAUCUGUCACACUGACCUUGUGGCAUGUUGUACACCCAAUGAGACAAUGGCAAGAGGAAUUGGACUUUGGCGCUAUCCAAAUGGAGAUCGUGUUCCUGGUGCAUCAGGACCUAAGUCAGCAUAUCGACCCUUUGUGUCAUUGAGAAAUUUUCAAUCCAUUAAACUGGAUCGGCAUAUAGACAGUGUUUUCUUCUCUCUUCCCCAUCCCCUGAGUCCAACUGGUUCCUACUGCUGUAUUAUACCAACUAAUGGUGGAGAAAUGACCUUCUGUGCCAACUUAAUUGUGUGCCCAUCUCUCCCUGCCCUGAACAAUGUAAUGGUCUCAUACAAUGACUCAACACUGGGUCUGAACACUGUGGCCACCUACACAUGUGACACUGGCUACACUCUCAGUGGAGGCAGCACCAGGACUUGUGGGAGUGAUGGAGUGUGGAGUGGGUCACCUCCAGUGUGUCAACAGAUACUGACUUGUUCCGACCUCACUCUCAUCCCCAAUGGAAACAUUUUUUACAGUACUGGAUCUCUUGACAACAGACCUCUCUUCUCUGGAGCUACCUACAGCUGCACUCCUGGCUACACUCUCACUGGAGGGGACACCACCAGGAUCUGUGUGAGUGGAGGAAGGUGGAAUGGGUCACCUCCAACUUGUCUAGCCAUUGUUUGUCCUCCUCUACUAGCCAUUACCAAUGGCACGCUCUCUUACUCUCCCGAUGUCACCCCUGACUAUGACCUGGGAACUAAGACAAUCUACACUUGUGAGGCUGGGUUCUAUCUAGUUGAGGGUAAUGAGGUACGAGUGUGUAUGGAUGAUGAUGGAAUGGACACCAUUGGAGUGUGGAGUGGCCAGAAGCCAAGCUGUGUCCGCAUUCAGUGUCCUCCCCUUGAGCCAAUUCCCAAUGGAUUCAUCACCUACGCUCCUGACACCACACCUGACUAUGAUCUGGGCACUGUGGCUACUUAUAACUGUAACCAUGGGUUUGUUAUGGACCUCUCCCUAGGGGGAUCUGAGAUGAGAACCUGUGUGGAUGAUUAUGGACUGGAUGUUAUUGGAGCAUUUGAUAGACAGGCACCAAGUUGUGUCUCCAUUGCUUGUCCUCCUCUACCGGCCAUUACCAAUGGCAUGAUCUCCUACUCUCCUGAUGUCACCCCUGACUAUGACCUGAGUACUGAGGCAACCUACACUUGUGAGGCUGGGUUCUAUCUUGAGAGUAAUGAGGUACGAGUGUGUAUGGAUGAUGAUAGAAUGGAUGCCAUUGGAGUGUGGAGUGGUCAGGAGCCAAGCUGUGUCCCCAUCACUUGUCCCCGUCUCCCUGAUCAUAACCACACUUCAAUAACCUACUCUACUGACACCACACCACCUUUCCUGAUCAAAACACAAGCAAUGUACACCAUUAGCUGCCCUGAGGGCAUGGAAAGGGACGGAGGAGAUGAUGUAUAA
Halichondria panicea is the source of this 1740-nucleotide messenger RNA. Its product is annotated as P-selectin-like. The transcript has 9 exons. The coding region runs from base 1 to 1740 and encodes 579 amino acids. The record is from RefSeq and is a predicted model, not a curated record. Lineage: Eukaryota; Metazoa; Porifera; Demospongiae; Suberitida; Halichondriidae.